Molecule: messenger RNA, 472 nt
Organism: Staurois parvus
Lineage: Eukaryota; Metazoa; Chordata; Amphibia; Anura; Ranidae
Source: the annotation of a GenBank genome assembly
AUGGGGUGUGGCGGUGAUCAGGAUGCUGGUAUGGGGUAUGGCAGUGAUCAGGACACUGGUAUGGGGUAUGGCAGUAAUCAGGAUGCUGGUAUGGUGUAUGGCAGUGAUUAGGGUGCUGGUAUGGAUUAUGGCGGUGAUCAGUAUGGUAGUAUGGGUUAUGGCGGUAAUCAGGAUGCUGGUAUGGCAUAUGGCGGUGAUCAGGAUGGUAGUAUGGGUUAUGGCGGUGAUCCGGAAUCUGAUAUGGAGUAUAACAGUCAUCAGUACACUGGUAUAGCAUAUGCCAGUGAUCAGGAUGCUGGUAUGAUGUGGCUGUGAUUAGAGUGCUGGUAUGGUGUAUGAUGGUGAUUAGGGCCCUGAUAUGGUAUAUGGCAGUGAUCAUGGUGCUGGUAUUGUGGUUAUCAGGACUCUGUUAUGAGGUAUGGCAGUGAUCAGGACGUUGGUAUGGUGUAUGGCGGUGUUAGGUGUUAUUUUG